Molecule: messenger RNA, 4475 nt
Organism: Triticum aestivum (bread wheat)
Lineage: Eukaryota; Viridiplantae; Streptophyta; Magnoliopsida; Poales; Poaceae
Product: aspartic proteinase Asp1
Exons: 8
Coding region: 3041-4228 (395 amino acids)
Biological process (GO): proteolysis
Molecular function (GO): aspartic-type endopeptidase activity
Source: RefSeq, a predicted model, not a curated record
CAACGAUCGAAGCAGAAAUGAGAACCUUUCUACACUAAGAUUAUGGGGAAAUGACCAUGAAUUCUAAUUUCUGCAUUAAAUAUAUGCACAUAUCUGGAAGUUGCAUUUCAUAUAUGUGUAUCAUGUACAGCUAAGUAGAACAAAAUAAAUUGGUUUUCGAAUUUCCAAUGUAAAAAAUUGAUCUGCAAAAAUGUGUCAUUUGGUAUGCCAUAACUUAUAAAAUGUAUCUUCUCUACAGCAUCUUGACUGGACCCUGCGCAAGCGGGAGCUACAUGCACCAGGUUGCCCCUUUUUAAUGGAGAAUAAUUCUAAAUACAAUGAAUUAUUCUAGGUGAGAUACAGACCAAGUCAGCUGUAACUAUUUGACUGAGUUCUGCUAUUGCCAUCGAAAUAAAGUCUGUCCUGUCUUAACAUGCCUGGCCAAAAUGAGGGGUGAAUGGAAACAAGUGAGCAUGUAGUGGAGAGAGACAAAUAGUAAGUUACUAACCUCUUUGCUCUUCCUGUUCAUAAUAAGGCGGAAUCUUCAAUUGAAGCUUUAAAAACUUCGAUACACAAUAUAUCUGAUGCUUGAUUGCUUAUCAAUUUUUUUGAAGAUUGUUUUGCUUUAUAUCGGACUCAGAACUGAAUGUUCUAUUGGAUCAGGCAGGUAACAUUGUGAGUAGGCCUUCUUACCUGUUUACUUUUCUGAUCAGCUGCGUUCAUGUAAAUGGGAUAGCUCCAACUCUUGUUUCAAGAUUGAGUUGUACGCUGAAAUUGCAUUCUUGUAAAUAUGGGUUACUUCUCAAAUCUGAGAAAUUUAAAAACCAAUCCUCAUUGCUGACUGACGGUGUGUAUAUAGUAAUGGUAUAUGAAGAUGAACUAGGCAAACAAAUAGCUUUUACCUUUGAAAUAUCAAGCUCUAAUCUGAAAAAUUACAAUUGCCAAAUGCUGAUCAUUAACUUUGUCCUUUAAAACCAAAAACCUACUGUAUGCACACACAAAAAAAAAUCAUACUACUGUUGUUUGUUUAGUAUUCAUAAUUUAAACAUUGACAGAGUAGAAAUGAUGACUUGUAGCAAGGAUGAUGUGGAUUAUGAUGAACAACAAUUUACUACUUUUAUCUCACGGCACAUACAAUAUUCCAAACCUUGUAGUUAUUUAUUCCCCACUUUCCACAUGAGUACUGAAAUCAAAAUUCAAUAUCGAAUCAAUUCGAAUGCCCGUUACGUUGUGUCAUACAUUGUAAAUGACCUUGUCAGUUGUGAUAAUCAUGAGUUGCAACAGUGUUAGUUGUGUUUUUAUGUCCUGUUUUUAUAGUAUGAUGAUUGCUUCCAUAUGUUUCUAAUUUCAAAAUAGUUGUUGCUUGCUGGAGUGGAGAUUGAAACCGUCUCCAUAUUCCUUAUCUAUUUCUGCGGUUUCCACAAUGGUUCCUUGGCACAUAUUUUGCAAUUUAACACAAUACAUCCCUUUUUUGUGAACAUAAUUGUGGAAAGUGUGCUUAAAGAACGACCGAGACAGAGACAGAAACGAGGACCUUUCUAAUCUAACAUUCGGCAAAAAAAUGACCGUGAAUUCUGCGGUUAUCUUACUGGAAAUGGACCACUGCUUUGAUAUGUCUUCAUGUACUCUAUAUAUGUUCACACAAUUAAAGAUUUUCGCAUUAAAUAUAUGCACAUAUCUGGAGGUUGCAUUGCAUAUAUGUGUAUCAUGUAUAGCUAAGUAGAACAAAAUAAAUUGUUUUUCAAGUUUUCAAGGUUGAAAUGUUUAGAUCAUUUGGCAUGGCAUCAUUUAUCUGAAUGUAUCUUCUAUACAGUAUCUUGAUGGGAAUGUUCAGAUCAUUUAGCCCUAUAAGUAAAUCUGUCACUAAUCAUUCUCGGAUUUUUUUUUAUAAAUAUAAUGAAUUAUUCGAGGUGAGAUACAAACCAAGUCAUUUGCUACCAUCUAACUGAAUGCCGCUACUGCCAUCCAAAUUAAGUCUGCCCUGUCUUUAACAUGCCUAGCCAAAAUGGGGAGGAGCAUACAGGUUAGUGACAUGCUAUUUGUCUCCACUGCAUUCUUUGUGAACAUAAUUGUGGAGCGUGUGCUUAAAGAAUGACCAAAACAGAUAUGAGAACCUUUCUACUCUUACAUUCUGGGAAAAGAUUUGCAAGUUUUGCGGUUAUCUUACUUGAAAUGGACCACUAUUUUCAGAUGUACACUAUAUGUUCACACAAUUUUAAAAUUUAUGCAGUAAAAAUAUGCACAUAUCGAGAGGUUGCAUUACAUAUGUAUCAUGUACAUCUAAGUAGAAUAAAAGAAAUUUGUUUUCGAAUUUUCAAUGUCAAAAAUUGAGCUGCAAAAAUGGGAUGCCCAUUAGUUUGCUAGACAUGUAUCAUUUGGCAUGCCAUCAUUUAUUUAAAAUGUACUGUAUCUUCUAUACAGUAUCUUCAUGGGAAUGUUUGCAUCAUAUUUAGCCUAAAAAUAAGUAAACGUAUCACUAAUUUUGAGUAUCAUGCACCUCAUCACAGUAUACUGGUCAUGUAUUUGUGUGAGUUCUUAAAAAUGGAUGGCUGGUAUAGUUAUAUCACCACCCCUUGUGCUCCAGCCAACCGCUGGUUUCAACGAGUGAUAUAAUUAUGUAAAUCCAGUUCUUUCUGACUUAAUCUUCUUGCCGGCCUAAAUUUCACUGAGUCUCAGUUGGAACACAUGGAAUUUGACAUAAAUUUGUUCUAUUCCUGCUAGAAUUUUGGAAAAUUCCGUUGUUUUAAACAAGGAUUUAAUAGUCAGGGAACUCUAAGCCAUUUGCUCAUUAGGAAAGGCAGGGGUAUACUAUUUUUGAAAACAUAACUAUACAUUAUGAACCCCCGCCCUGCAUAAGUUGCUAAGCCCGAAUACAAUAUCACUUGAGAGGAAAAUCAACAUUAAAGCCACAAAAAAUGCAAAGGAAAUAAACUAAGGCGUACUACAAAGCAGUGGAGGAAAUUAAGCUCUGAACCAACGGCUAUAAAUACCUGACCACCCUGUUGGCACCAUCCAGAGAAGCACAGAGUUUCAAAUCACACUGCUGCCUUCUCCCCCCACCAUGGCUGCCAUGUGGUCUCCAAUCAUCGCUCUCCUCUUGCUCCUGCUCCCACUCGUGCCGUCCUCCUCCUCCGCCAUCACGCUCCCGCUCCAUGGCAACGUCUAUCCUGUCGGCCACUACUAUGUUACGUUGCAGAUUGGUAAACCCCUGAAGCACUACUUCUUGGACAUCCACACCGGAAGCAACCUCACCUGGCUGGAGUGUCAGCACCCGCACCUCGGCUGCCAGCACUGCACCCAGGGGCAUAAACACUCAUAUUACUCGCCAAAACUUAGCAACUUGAAGGUGGGAUGUCAACACAUGUACUGUGUUGCACUGCGGAAAGACCUGCCAGGUAUUAACCCUCAAUGCCCCAUCAAGGAGCCACAUCAAUGCCACUACAAAAUUCGAUACCUCGAUGGGACGACAGAAGGUGUUCUCUCCCUUGACAAGAUCUCUGUCGGGGGAAAGGAAAACAAUAUUGCGUUAGGAUGUGGAUACAACCAGCACCCACGGAAACCAUCGCCCGUACAUGGCAUCCUUGCCCUUGGGAUGGGAACGGUGGGUUUUGUCCCGCAACUCAAGUUGCAGAAGAUGAUUUCCAAGAACAUCAUUGGGCAUUGCCUUGGCAAGGAUGGAGGGGGCUACCUCUUCUUUGGGGACAAGCAGUUUGGCUCGGAAGGCAUAACCUGGGCACCCAUGAGAAGAUACGAACUUUUCUACUCACCUGGUCAAGCAAAACUACACCUAGACGGACAGCCAGAGCCUAUAUACAAGCAUGGAGUGAAUGCUGUCUUUGACAGUGGUUCCACCUACACCUACAUACCUGCCCGGAUAUACAAUCCCUUUGUUCAUACGGUGAGACAUAUGAUCGGCAGUUCACACCGCGAGGUGCAUGAUCAUGACCUGCCACAUUGCUGGAAAUUCAAAUCUAUCGACGAGGUUAAGAGGUUGUUCAAGCCACUGUCAUUGCAGUUUGACAACAAAAUUGCCAUGCAUAUCCCUGCUAUGAACUACCUCAUCCACACGAGAAGCAAUAAUUGGUGCCUGGCCAUCCUCAACGGAACACACGUUGGUGAAGACCGACGGAUCUUGAUUGGAGACGCUACAAUGCGGGAUAUGCUUGUGAUAUACGACAAUCAGGAUGGUAGGCUGGGAUGGGUUCACCAACAAGAGUGCACCAGGCCUCAUCCUGCUUCGCGUCUCUGAGUAAAGUUUGCAUGGAGAUACAUAUUGGUAAAAGAUAGAGAUGGGCUUGGGAGUAGGCUAGGGGUCAUAACUCUUAGCAAGAAUGAAGUGAUGUUGAUAGAGCUUGUAUGAUCCUCUUGCUCAUAAUAAAAUGGAGUUCUUUGGUUGCAUUCCUGCUUGUCUAUGUUUAUCUGAACAAUCUGAACAAUCUAAAGCUGACAUGCCAACCUAGUUUUACAAGGAGGUAAAGCAGAAAAGGGAAAAAGCU